This is a messenger RNA of Pyrus x bretschneideri (Chinese white pear), 2116 nucleotides long. RefSeq names its product protein WHAT'S THIS FACTOR 1 homolog, chloroplastic. Lineage: Eukaryota; Viridiplantae; Streptophyta; Magnoliopsida; Rosales; Rosaceae. The record is from RefSeq and is a predicted model, not a curated record. Gene Ontology annotation, molecular function: RNA binding. The transcript has a single exon. Bases 259 to 1824 code for a protein of 521 amino acids.
CCUUAUCCGAGCUCGUCUCUGCUUUAGUUUUGCUCCAGACUAAACCGCCGCAUGCGCAGCCUUGCCCUCUCCUCUCCUCUCCUCUCCUUUCUAUCUUGUUCACUUCGUCUCCAAAUUAUCCAGUUAUAUCCAGGUGAGUCACUUCACUGUAAAAUUCAUAGCUUCAUCUUCUUAAUCUCUGGAUUAUGUUAUGUUUUCUCUUGUAAUCAUCAAUCAAAAUCAAUCUUGUGAGUAAUAUUAUACUAGAGAGCUCAACAAAUGAUGGAACUUAAGCUGUCUCUUUCUUCCACCAAGUCCCUUUCUUUGCCCUUGUUUCUCUCCUCCUCCUCUUGCACCAAAUCUCCUUUUCUUCUCAAACCCAAGCAAUCUCUCAAAACCCCCCAUUUCUCGCUCUCCCAAAAAUCCCAGUUCUGGGGAAAUGGUUUAGUUUUACACGAGAGAGAUGCUGCUUGGGGUAACCUCGCCAAAACCACCCAUGUCCCAUUUGGCCCAAUAUGUGCUGCUGCUGUCAAGAGAAGGAAAGAACUUCCCUUUGACAACGUCAUUCAAAAGGAUAAGAAGCUGAAGCUGGUUCUCAAGAUACGCAAGAUUUUAGUCAGCCAACCUGAUAGAGUUAUGUCGCUUAGAGAGUUAGGUAGGUACAGGAGAGAAUUGGGUCUGCAAAAAAAGCGCCGUUUCAUUGCCCUUUUAAAGAAAUUCCCAGCCGUGUUUGAGAUUGUUGAAGAAGGGGUUUAUUCCUUGCAAUUUAAACUGACUCCCGAAGCCGAAAGGCUUUAUUUUGAGGAGUUGAAGGUUAGGAAUGAGAUGGAAGACCUGCUGGUGGUCAAGUUGAGGAAAUUGUUGAUGAUGUCGUUGGAUAAGCGGAUUCUGUUGGAAAAGAUUGCCCAUUUGAGAAAUGAUUUAGGGCUUCCCCAGGAGUUUCGUGACACUAUUUGUCACCGGUACCCACAGUUCUUUAAAGUAGUUGCAACUGCGAGAGGUCCGGCAUUAGAAUUAACUCAUUGGGACCCUGAACUUGCAGUCUCAGCAGCUGAGUUGUCUGAAGAGGAAAACCGGGUUAGAGAGAUUGAAGAGAAGGAUUUGAUUAUAGAUAGGCCUAUCAAGUUCAACAGACUAAAGCUGCCAAAGGGCCUCAAUCUUUCAAAGGGUGAGAUGAGGAGGAUAUGCAUGUUUAGAGACAUACCUUAUAUAUCCCCUUACUCUGAUUUCUCGGGACUGAGAUCAGGUACUAUUGAGAAAGAGAAACAUGCUUGUGCGGUUGUUCAUGAGAUUUUGAGUCUUACUGUGGAGAAGAGAACUCUUGUGGAUCACCUUACUCAUUUUCGAGAAGAGUUUAAGUUCUCUCAACAGGUGAGGGGUAUGCUGAUUAGGCACCCCGAUAUGUUUUAUGUGUCCUUGAAAGGAGAUAGAGAUUCUGUUUUCCUUAGGGAAGCAUAUCGUGAUUCUCAAUUGAUAGACAAGGAUCGUUUGUUGAUCAUAAAGGAGAAGCUUCGAUCUAUUAUUUCUGUUCCUCGGUUUCCUAGACGGGGUGCUCCCAGAACUGAGGCAGAUGGUGCAGAAGAAAGUGAUGAGGCAAAAGAUGGAACUCUUGAGGAAGGAGAGGAGUGGUCUGGGGAUGAUGAUGAGUUCAACGAUGACGAAGAUGAUGAUGAAGAUGAUUGGAGUGAUGAAGAUGAUGAUACACCCCCAGAUUUUGAGGAAGAUGGGAAAACACCGACUAUUGGAGUGAGCAAACCAGUCAAACAGGAGGGCAGUUUGAGAGAGAAUAAUGGAAAAGUGCUUGUUCCAUUGUUGCCAGAUGGUCAACCAAGGGAGCGCUGGUAAAUGAAUGAAUCUGUGGACUCCGGUCUCAAAUAUAUCCUGAUAGGGUUCGUUAUUUGUUUUUGGCCUGAAAUACUAUAUAUGUUUGAUCCUGCUCAAAGGAGAACUCCAGGCCUCUACCAAUUUUCCUCUUACUCGAGGUUCAGAGAAGUUUUCUGUGGGAGACAAAGGCAUCAACUUCAAGUGUUAUAUUCCUCUACUGCCUUCUGUAACAGAAUCAUAUUAUUUUUGUACUCUUUGGUUAAGAUAAAUGAAUAUUUUGUGGGAAUGAAAAGUAUCAGCCUGUUUCAUAUGA